Messenger RNA from Mesitornis unicolor (brown roatelo), 2644 nucleotides. Its product is annotated as ubinuclein-1-like. Lineage: Eukaryota; Metazoa; Chordata; Aves; Mesitornithiformes; Mesitornithidae. The annotation marks the transcript as partial. The transcript has 6 exons. The record is from RefSeq and is a predicted model, not a curated record.
GACACUGUUUAAGGAGAGCAGGCGUGUACACGGACACCUCACAUCAGUCCUGGUGAAGAAGAAAGUUAUAGCUCCUACUAAGGUGAAAGUGAAGGAGUCUUCCUGCAAGCCAGAUAAAAAGAUGCCUGUUUCCGUUCCUUCAACGCACUCAAGCAGCACCUUAGCUCUGUCUUCAGAGCCUCAGACAGGAGCUCUGGGCAUCAGUGCCCAAACCAGAGAACUCCUGUCCCUUGGGGCAGCUCAAGCAGCCAGCAGCACUGGCACUCCUGCUACCUUCAUGGAUAACUCCUUGGAUGAGGACCUAAUUCAUAAUCCCACUUCCUCCCUCGAAGCUGUCUCUAAGGAACUGGCUGUGCUGAACAGCAGAGCAGGAGGGAGCCCUGACUUUACUCUUCCUGGAGCUCCAAAGGCUCCACCAGAGAAGAUCCCAAAUCUUGCAUCCCCAGAGGAGAAGAGGACAUUUCCAAAGUCCAACCCUUCCCCUACAUCUUCCUCUGGUUCCCUCCAGUCUCCUCUAAAUUUCCUGGCUGAGCAAGCCCUGGCCUUGGGCCAGUCUUCUCAAGACAAAAAGACAGAGAACUCUAAUUACAAAGAGCUCUCCUGCCAAGCUUCCCCCAACAAAAUCCUUCCUGAUGCACAUCAAGCUAAACAGAAACACCACAGCCUGGUCCGGCCAAGCCAUGGGCCUCAAACCUCCACCCCAGUGCCGGGUUCUCAGGUGAAGGUCUUUCACUCAGGCAGCCAGCUACAGAAAACUUUCACCUCCCCGGCUCCGUUUGUCAAACUGCAGAAUCCCAAGUCGUCCUCCCUACUGCCCCAGCGCUCCCUCCUCCAGCAGGUCAAGUCAUCAACCAAAGCUCAGAGCUUCCAUUCUUCUGCGUCAGCAGGUGGUACCCAAAACUCUGGCAGCUCCCACAAGAACCCAGGCUCAUCCUCAUCUCUCAGCUACACAGGAAAGCACUCAAGCAGCUCUAGUUCUUCAGGACAAUCUUACAAAUCGCCCUUCGUUUCUGGUUCCCUCUCCAAGCAUGGGGCUUCUUCCAGCAGCUCCUCAUCUGGAGCUUCUGGAAACCAGGGUUGUUCCUCUGGUAGCAUGCUGCCCAGUGUGCAGUCCCCUUCCUCGGGCCAGGCAUCCAACCGCCCAUCCUCAAGCUCAUCGGUGAAGAAGACGUCUGUUUCACAAAAGCUGACUCUGGUGGCACCUCCUGGAGGUUCAAACGGAGAUUCUAGCGGGGGCACUCAAGGGGUGGCCAAAUUGCUGACCUCCUCCCUAAAGCCAGCUGUUGUUAGCAGCACCGCAUCUUCUACCUCUGUGCCGAAAGGAACUAGUGGAGCUGUGCUGCUAACGAGUUCUUCCUCCUUAAGUGUACUGGCUCCAUCCUACAAGUCCAGCAGUCCAAAGCUGCCAGCUGCCCUGAGCUCCACCCCGUUAGGUAUUAUCUCUCCUAUUCAUUCCUUCCCUCUUCAUGUCAUCUCCUUCAGUUCAGACUCCUCCCCAAAAGCAGGAGUAUCAAAGGAUGCAAUAGUUACAGGACCUGCUCCAGGAACUUUCCACCACAGUCUUGGCCACAGUCUUCUAGCUGGCUUGCACUCCAGCCCCAACCAUGCAGCGCCACUCCCACAUUCUGCUCUGUCUACUCAUUUACCGCAAAGUUUGCCAGAUGCUUCUCAGCUUCACGGCAAAGGGUCCAAUGCACAGCAGCGCAAGUUGUGACGUCUGCAAGGAGGGGAGCUAGAGCACACAUAGGAUAAACCCAAGAGGAACAGGACAUGAACUCUGGAUGCCGGCUGUGUCUUUUUUUUUUCUUUUUUUUUCAUGACAACUGGAGAGACUGAACUGCAACGAGGAACUCAUUGGUGCAUUUGCUCAGAGGCUCUUGAAGGUGAGCCCCACGCAAAGAGCCACCUUGAGCCAUGCCCUAAUGAGAGGAGUGUUUUGUAGCACUGUUUUAUCGCUGCUGCCCUUCACGCAUUCCUGGGCACUGGCAGGAGUUAGAACUUCCAGGGAGACUCAGGUGGCCUGGCUUUCUUACAGUGGAUUCCCACCCACCUGCAUCUGUAUCUGCCAGGUACCUCCCAAGUCCAGUUACCUCCUUAGUCUCCCACUGGAGGGUAUGAAAGGUGCUUCUUCUGCUUUGGAUUUACUAGGAUAAUUCUUGCACUGCCAGUGCUUUCUGAAGACAUUUGACUAACUCUUCAAUUGUAGUAUAAAACUGUGCUACAGUUAAUUGGAGGACUUAACAUUUCCUGUGUGGUGAAUCUAAUGAACUGCCUGAUGUUCCCCUCUGGAGGAGAAGGAAGACUCUUUAGAGAGAUGUUUUUAGAUGCAGUCAUCGACUUUGAGAAUUCUACUUCUUUUGGUUUUUGGAUUUUUUUUCCUCCAAAGGGAUGCUUUUUUCCUGCUCAGUUUUAUCCUCAUUACCAUCGAAUGCAUUGGAUUGAAUGGGACACUUGUCGACAUGUCACAUGUAUAGGAAGACAUAAUUCCAGUGCCUUUUAUGGUGGAGCAAGAAUGGACUAUGACACACAUUUCAGCCCUAUUUUGUGUGCUCCUUGACCCUUUUUUCUAUCAUUCUGUAUUUAAAAUGUAUUCUGUUUUAUUUAAUAGAGCUUUUUAUGGUUGCACAUCAGAGAAAAAAAAAAA